Messenger RNA from Aspergillus bombycis, 1146 nucleotides. RefSeq names its product GDP-mannose transporter (gene gmtA). Gene Ontology annotation, biological process: transmembrane transport. NCBI's taxonomy places the organism in Eukaryota, Fungi, Ascomycota, Eurotiomycetes, Eurotiales, Aspergillaceae. Gene Ontology annotation, molecular function: antiporter activity; GDP-mannose transmembrane transporter activity. The record is from RefSeq and is a predicted model, not a curated record. Gene Ontology annotation, cellular component: Golgi apparatus. The coding region runs from base 1 to 1146 and encodes 381 amino acids. The transcript has 4 exons.
AUGGCGGAAGGCAAGAAGACCGAUGAUUAUACAAUCGAGAUGGAUAAAAUAGAUCAGGGGAGCAAGAAUUUCGAAGCUGCUGCGCCGCCUCAGCCUAGAAGUGUCCCUUCCAGUUCGCUCUCCAACAACCCUUUCCUGCCUGUAUUGGCAUAUUGUGGAUCGUCAAUUUUGAUGACUGUCAUGAACAAAUAUGUUCUUUCUGGGUUGGACUUUAAUCUCAACUUCUUUCUUCUCUGCGUUCAGUCCAUUGUUUGUAUUAUUGCGAUCCAGACGUGCAAAUUUUGCGGUAUUAUCACGUACCGUGACUUCAGUGCAGAUGAAGCAAAGAAGUGGUUCCCUAUCAGUUUGCUUCUCAUUGGAAUGAUUUACACUGGCUCCAAAGCGCUUCAGUUCCUCUCUAUCCCGGUAUACACUAUCUUCAAGAACCUAACAAUCAUCCUCAUUGCCUACGGGGAGGUCCUCUGGUUUGGUGGCUCCGUUACCGGCCUUACCUUGUUCUCCUUUGGACUCAUGGUACUCAGUUCCAUCAUUGCUGCAUGGGCCGACAUCAAGCAUGCUGUUGAGAGCAGUGGAGAUACGAGCGCCCAAGUCUCAACACUCAAUGCUGGAUACAUAUGGAUGUUGAUUAACUGUCUCUGCACAUCAUCCUAUGUCCUAGGAAUGCGCAAGAGAAUCAAGUUAACCAAUUUCAAGGACUUCGAUACCAUGUUCUAUAAUAAUUUGCUGUCGAUCCCUGUCCUUGUUGUUCUUACAGGUUUGAUGGAAGACUGGUCUUCCGUUAACAUCAACCGCAACUUCCCUACAACCGACCGUAGUAGCAUCAUGUUUGCGAUGAUCCUGUCUGGUUUGUCCUCGGUAUUUAUCUCUUACACCUCAGCCUGGUGUGUUCGCGUGACAUCCUCAACCACUUAUUCUAUGGUUGGAGCCCUCAACAAAUUGCCCAUCGCUCUGUCAGGGUUGAUUUUCUUUGAUGCUCCGGUAACAUUUCCCGGUGUUUCCGCUAUUGUUGUAGGCUUCGUCAGUGGAAUCGUAUAUGCGAUCGCCAAGAUCAAGCAAAACGCCAAGCCAAAGACUGGUGUCUUGCCGACUUCCAAUCCACUUGUCAGCGCUAGCAGUCAAAGUAUGAGGGAUUCACUGCGGUCUUGA